AUGUCACUUCUUUCAAGACUUCGUUUCUCGCCCCCUUUCAAACCACCAACCAGUUCGCGCCCCUUUCAACACACCAACCAGUUCUCGCCCCCUUUCAAACCACCAACCAGUUCUAGCACCUCUUUCAAACCACCAACCAGUUCUCGCCCCCUUUCAAACCACCAACCAGUUCUCGUAUCCCUUAAAACCACCGGCCACUUCUCGCACCACUUUCAAACCACCAACCAGUUCUCGUACGUUUUUCAAACCACCAACCAGUUCUCGUACCCCUUAAAACCACCGGCCAUUUCUCGCACAUCUUUCAAACAACCGGCCACUUCUCGUACCCCUUUCAAACAACCGGCCACUUCUCGCACCUCUUUCAAACCACCAACCAGUUCUCGUACCCCUUUCAAACCACCGGCCACUUCUCGCACCUCUUUCAAACCACCAACCAGUUCUCGUACCCCUUUCAAACCACCGGCCAUUUCUCGCAACUCUUUCAAACCAACAACCAGUUCUCGUACCCAUUUCAAACCACCAACCAGUUCUCGCACCUCUUUCAAACCACCAACCAGCCACUUCUGGCACCUCUUUCAAACCACCAACCAGUUCUCGCCCCCUUUCAAACCACCAACCAGUUCUCGUAUCCCUUUCAAACCACCGGCCACUUCUCGCACCUCUUUCAAACCACCAACCAGUUCUCGCCCCCUUUCAAACCACCAACCAGUUCUCGCACCUCUUUCAAACCACCAACCAUUCUCGUCGUUAAAACUGCCAGACACUUCUCGCACCCUUCCAAAACCACCGGCCACUUCGCACCUCUUUCAAACCACCAACCAGUUCUCGUACCCCUCUUCAAACCUUUCGGCCACUUCUCGCACCUCUUUCAAACCACCAACCAGUUCUCGAAACCUUUCAAAAUACCAACGUGUUCUCGUAUCCCUUAAAACCACCGGACACUUCUCGCACCUCUUUCAAACCACCAACCAGUUCUCGUACUCUCUUUCAAACCACCGGCCACAUCUCGCACCUCUUUCAAACCACCAACCAGUUCUCGAACCCCUUUCAAACCACCAACCAGUUCUCGUAUCCCUUUCAAACCACCGGCCACUUCUCGCACCUCUUUCAAACCACCAACCAGUUCUCGCCCCCUUUCAAACCACCAACCAGUUCUCGCCCCCUUUCAAACCACCAACCAGUUCUCGCACCUCUUUCAAACCACCAACCAGUUCUCGCACCUCUUUCAAACCACCAACCAGUUCUCGUAAUCCAUUUCAAAACCACCGGCCAAUUCUCGCACCUCUUUCAAAACCACCAACCAGUUUCUCGUACCCAUUUCAAACUACUGGCCACUUUCGUACAGUUCUCUUUCAAACCACCAACCAGUUCUCGUCAAACCCCCUUAAACCACCGGCCAGUUUCGCACCUCUUUCAAACCACCAACCAGUUCUCGUACCCCAAUUUUCAAACCACAGGCCGUACCCAUUUCUGGCACCUCUUUCAAACCAGCAACCAGUUCUCGCCCCCUUUCAAAACCACCACCAACCAGUUCUCGUAUCCCUUUCAAACCACCGGCCACUUCGCACCUCUUUCAAACCACCAACCAGUUCUCGCCCCUUUCAAACCCACCAACCACUUCUCGCACCCUUUCAAACCACCAACCAGUUCUCAAACCCCCCUUUCAAACAAACCACCAACCAGUUUCGCACUCCUUUCAAACCACCAACCAGUUCUCGCCCCCUUUCAACAAACCACCAACCAGUUCUCGUAACCCUUAAAACCCACCGGCCGAACCCUUCGCACCUCUUUCAAACCACCAACCAGUUCUCGUACCCCUUUCAAACCACCGGCCACUUCUCGCACCUCUUUCAAACCACCAACCAGUUCUCGAACCCUUUCAAACCACCAACGUGUUCUCUUCUCGAACCCCUUUCAAACCACCAACCAGUUCUCCGCAUCCCUUUCAAACCACUGGCCAGUUCUCGCACCACUUUCAAACCACCAACCAGUUUCUCAAACCACCGCCCCUUCAAACCACCAACCAGUUCUCGCCCCCUUCAAAAACCACCAACCAGUUCUCGCAAACCUCUUCUUUCAAACCACCAACCAGUUCUCGCCCCCCUUUCAAACCACCAACCAGUUCUCUCUUCUCGUACCCCUAAAACCACCGGACACCUCUCGCACCUCUUCAAACCACCAACCAGUUCUCGCACCUCUUUCAAACCACACCGGCCACUUUCGCACUUCUUCAAACCACCAACCAGUUCUCGAACCCUUUCAAACCACCAACGUGUUCUCGUAUCCCUUAAAACCACCGGACACUUCUCGCACCUCUUUCAAACCACCAACCAGUUCUCGUACCUCUUUCAAACCACCGGCCACAUCUCGCACCUCUUUCAAACCACCAACCAGUUCUCGAACCCCUAUCAAACCACCAACCAGUUCUCGUAUCCCUUUCAAACCACCGGCCACUUCUCGCACCACUUUCAAACCACCAACCAGUUCUCGCCCCCUUUCAAACCACCAACCAGUUCUCGCCCCCUUUCAAACCACCAACCAGUUCUCGCACCUCUUUCAAACCACCAACCAGUUCUCGCACCUCUUUCAAACCACCAACCAGUUCUCGUAAUCCAUUUCAAACCACCGGCCAAUUCUCGCACCUCUUUCAAACCACCAACCAGUUCUCGUACCCAUUUCAAACUACCGGCCACUUCUCGUACCUCUUUCAAACCACCAACCAGUUCUCGUACCCCUUUCAAACCACCGGCCAGUUCUCGCACCUCUUUGAAACCACCAACCACCAGUACUGAACCCCCUUUCAAACCACCGGCCACUUUUCUCGUACCUCUUUUCAAACCACCAACGAUUACUCAAACCACCAACCAGUUCUCGUACCCCAGCCACUUCUCUUUCAAACCACCAACCAGUUCUCGUAUACCCUUUCAAACCACCAACCAGUUCUCGUACCCCUUUUCAAACCACCGGCCAAUUCAAACCACCAGCCCUUUUCAAAACCACCCACCAGUUCUCGCAAACCACCCUCUUCAAAAACCACCAACCAGUUCUCGAACCCUUUCAAACCACCGGCCACUUCUCGCACCUCUUCAAACCACCAACCAGUUCUCGAACCCCUUCAAACCACUGACACUUCUCGCACCUCUUUCAAAACCACCAACCAGCUCUCGUCCCCCCUUUCAAACCACCGGCCACUUCUCGCACCUCUUUCAAACCACCAACCAGUUCUCGCCCCCUUUCAAACCACCAACCAGUUCUCGCCCCCUUUCAAACCACCAACCAGUUCUCGUACCCCUUAAAACCACCGGCCACUUCUGGCACCUCUUUCAAACCACCAACCAGUUCUCGUAUCCCUUUCAAACCACCGGCCACUUCUCGCACCUCUUUCAAACCACCAACCAGUUCUCGCCCCCUUUCAAAACACCAACCAGUUCUCGCCUUCUUUCAAACCACCAACCAGUUCUCGCACCUCUUUCAAACCACCAACCAGUUCUCGUACCCCUUUCAAACCACCGGCCAAUUCUCGCACCUCUUUCAAAACACCAACCAAUUUACCGAUUUUAUUUGGAUAGUUGUUCUUUCUCGCCAUUUUUUUCUUUGCGCAAUCAACUGUUCGUGGAUGUUUCUGAAAGUGACAAUUCCUUGCUCUUUCUAAGUUUAUUCUUCAUUGUAUGUCACUGCCAAUUCUUGGCUUCCAUAUUUAGUUAG
This is a messenger RNA of Acanthosepion pharaonis, 3705 nucleotides long. The record is from the annotation of a GenBank genome assembly. NCBI's taxonomy places the organism in Eukaryota, Metazoa, Mollusca, Cephalopoda, Sepiida, Sepiidae.